Condylostylus longicornis is the source of this 2058-nucleotide messenger RNA. RefSeq names its product homeobox protein 3-like. NCBI's taxonomy places the organism in Eukaryota, Metazoa, Arthropoda, Insecta, Diptera, Dolichopodidae. The record is from RefSeq and is a predicted model, not a curated record. Gene Ontology annotation, molecular function: protein dimerization activity. Bases 1 to 2058 code for a protein of 685 amino acids. The transcript has 10 exons.
AUGCAAAUUAUUGAUCUGCAAUCCAAUCCAAUUUGGGUAAAUAAAUUUGUGAAUAUGCGGAAGCUUGUUGAAGAUUUAGAAAGCCAUCGAUCCCAAAAUGUGGAAUCAGAAUGUUUCAUGGAAAGUAAAAUUUUAGAAGCUUGGAAUAGUAUGCCAGAUACCUUUUAUUCUGUCAAAAAAUUAGCAAUCUCGUUGUUAACGAUUUUCUCUUCCACUUACUCUUGCGAAAGUCUUUUUUCCGUUUUGAAUCAUGUACAUUCAAAGACUAGAAACAGAUUAACAGAGGAAGAUUCGGCAGCAUGUAUUACUCUGCAGUCAACAAUGUACCAGCCCGACAUAAAAACUCUUGCAAAUGCAAGCUCUAGAGAUUUAGCCAACUCUGACAGCAUUAAAAAUAAUAAAAACGGAAAUGAUAAGGACAUUAACAUAUACGAAAAGACUAAUAUUACAAACGUCAUAAAUAUUAAUAAAAAAAACUAUACUAGCAAUAAUGAAAUAACUGAUGAUAUUAAGAAAAGUUCAAAAGAUCUCAAUACCGAUAUUAAUACCAACACCGCAGUGAGUUGCGCAACGGAAAUUUCGAAAUACCCAAACGAAGAGAUCAAAGGACAGUUAAAGGUGAAGACCUUAAAUAAAUACUUCAAUAACAUUUUCAAAAUGCGCAAACGUUCUUCUUCAAACAGUAAUGAUGCUAGUUAUGCAUUAGCACCAAAUAACAACAACAGUAAUAAGAAUAGCGAUAUCAUUUACAAUAACGACAGCAACAAUAAUAUUAAUACUGCUAAUAUCUGUUAUGAUGGUAUAACACAAACUAGCAUUAAAGUGCUUAUCGAUCAAGAUGGGUUACCCACGAAUACGCAACAACUUCGUAAAAUCUAUGAAAAUGUGGAUAUUGCUAUUCUAAUGGAAGUGUGGGUAUUUGAUAAUGAAAUUGAAAUACGUCGUAUACAAAACUAUGAAGCUAUUUAUAAUUGCAGAAAUGAAAAGAGGGUGCAAAGAGAAGUCAUAUUAACAAUCGCAUCGCAAAAUGCGGAAAAUGAUGAAUCGCACAAUAAAAUACAGAAGAUGAAGAAGAAUAAUGUAUCUGUCUCAAUAAUCCAAGCGAUAACAAUGAAUAAACGCAUUCAAACUUUUGUAGAAUCUAUAAUUCACUAUGAUACAAACCAAUAUGAUUUGUUAUUUGAUCCCAAUAUUGAAAGAAGAUGCACUGAUUCUGCUGUGACGGUAACACUAGAUCACAUUUUUGAUGUUCUGAAUGAAGGAUAUACUGCGGGAAUAUUUAUUGAUCUGAGCAAAGCGUUCGAUGUGGUAAAUUACAGCGGACUACUAGAUUUUCUUGAAUAUUUGGGUAUUCGAGGAACAGCAAAUAGUUUGUUAAGAAGUUAUCUAUUAAAAAGGGUACACUGCGUACGAAUAAAUAAAACGGCAAGUACAGAGCUACUUAUAAACACUGGCGUACCUCAAGCUGAUGAUAAUACUGUAAAUAACAAUUGGGUUAGCACAGUUGCAAAUACUAAUUUAGCAACGGUUACUAGAAAACGUAAGAAAAAGUCUAUAAAUAAUUAUAUUAGUAAGGAGUGGAUUAAUAAAGAAUUAAUAUCAGCAGUAGAGUCAAAACAUUAUUGGUAUUCUAAAUUUAAGGGUGACGGAGCAAAUAGAAAUGUAGAAAGAAAUUUUAAGUACUAUAGAAACAUUUAUACGAAAUUAAGGCGAAUAAAAAAGGAAAAGUACUAUGAAUGGUUAUUUAGAAAUAGCAGAAAUGAUUCGGCGAAAACUUGGAAUUGCAUAAAUAAAAUUUUGUAUAACUCAGGGAAAAAUUAUAGUGUACUAGAAUUGUUAAGAGACACAAGUGAACUAGAAGCUGUAAAUAUAAUUGAUGAACUUAACGUACAUUUUGCAACAGUGGCAGAAAAAUUAAUUAACGCGUUAAAGAAAACAAAAUCGAUUGAUUUACAUGAUAUGACAUCCAACAUGCUUAAAUUUUGUAUUGAACACUUAAGAGAACCUUUGGCAACGAUAAUCAAUGAGUCACUUAAUGAAGGUGUAGUUCUAAAAUAA